AUGCCCAGGAGGCAAGUCCCGUACUCCCCAGUGCCCUACAUAGGCGCGAGCGCCCGGCAAGUUGAGCAUGUGCUGUCGUUGCUGCGAGGCCGCCGCGGAAAAACGGUGGAUCUGGGUUCUGGCGACGGCAGAAUUGUGCUGGCAGCCCACAGGUGUGGUCUCCGUCCUGCUGUAGGGUACGAGUUGAACCCCUGGCUUGUGGGGCUAGCUCGGCUGCAUGCCUGGAGGGCUGGAUGCUUGCACAGUGUCUGCUAUCUCAGGGAGGAUCUUUGGAAGGUUAGCCUGAGGGACUGCUACAACGUGUCUGUAUUCCUGGCCCCCAGUGUGCUCCCAUUCCUGGAGGAUAAGCUGCGAGCCGAGCUACCCACAGGGGCCCGUGUGGCGUCUGGGCGUUUUCCCCUCCCCACCUGGCAGCCUGUGGCUGUGGUGGGUGAAGGCUUUGACCGAGUCUGGGCUUAUGACAUCCAUGGUGAUGGUCCAUCUCUGUCUCCUUGGGAGGUACCUGUCCAAGCCACCCCAGAAUCUGGUUCUACCUCAAUUCUUAAGGCCCCCAUUUCCCAAGCUAGCUGACUGGACACAAUAAAGAUUCCAUGGGUCUCAUGCUGAUUUCUUUCACAGAGAGGUGGGGGGAGGGAUAACUCCACUAGGUGAGGCUGGGGUUUGGAGAGGGCUCUAUGCUGGCUGUGCAGGGGUCUCUUCAGAAGGCCCGUGGCUUACCGGCUGUGGGUCGUUGAAUGCUGGGGCUUGGCUGCAGUUGGGGCCUCCACUUUCCAGGGGUCCCCUGCACCCACCAGCUUCCUCAGCCUCAGGAUUUCUUGCUUGUACCUGCUCGGAAGGCCCAGCUGAAGUCACCUACCUAGCCAGGGAUUCACUCCCACCCACGUCAGGGCCAUUGGGUGACUCAGCCAACCUGCCAAGGUGCUGGUCCACAUACUCCUGAAGCUCAGAAAGCCGCUCUUCAGCCUCAGAGGCCCUGACCAACAGCUGAGCCCGUUCAUGUUCCAGCUCUCUCUGGUAGGGAGCAUGAGCCAUGAGCCAGGGCAGAGUGUGAUGAGGACACCCAUCAGGCCUUGCCCACUACCUGGGUGCCUUUGGAGAAAUCUUGGAGCUUCUGGCAGAUCUGGACCCAGGAUACAUUAUUUGGACCCCUGUGAAGGAGAAGAGGCAGUCUCGAGGGCUGGUGUAGUAGCUGCUUGAGUUUGGGCCAGCCCUACCCGGGCCCUGGAACAUCUGUGUGUGGAGGGCCUGCUGGCUGGCUCAAACAGCCCCAGUCUACAGAGAUGCUACCCACAAACACACACUAGGUGUUUGUUUCCCUAAACCGUGGAAGGUACUCCCUUGAGACCUCUGCCCACUGUACAGUGGAGAGGUGGAGACUCAGAGGCAAGAACUAGCCAUGUCACAGGCAGCCAGCUCCCACCCUCCCUUUAUCUUGGGUACCCCAGGUCUUAGCUAAAAUGGCCCUUCCUCAGUGGGCUAUCCUGGCCCUCCCCAUUCAAGGUUGACCCCUCUUCUGGCAAGCGCCCCCUUUACCGACUAGACUCUUACAUAGCGGCUAUUUCAUUUUUCUGUGAUUAUCAGUGUCCCCCACAUAAACCCAGAGAUCCCAAGCCAGGGACAGCCCAUUUGGUUUACUGCAGUGAAGAGCCCCACCUGGCAGGAAGGGUUUCUGGAAUGAAUGAAUGGUGUGGGGCUCUGGUGUUUUGCUCUCUGCUUUUCCUCUUCUGGAUCUACCUUCCCCAAACCCAAGUGAGGGCACUCACUGUGGCUCUGCUGCACUCCCCUGGGAGGCUUCACCAGGUCCCUUCUGGGGGUACAAAAGCAGCGUUCCAAACUUGCUGUGCUGCAAAGGUUUGAGAUAGGGAUUCUUCAGUUGGCUGAGCAGGGCAGGCUGCUCAGAGGUCCUGGGGCUGGGCUUUGAUGAGCUUGAGAUAGGUCUGUGGUGAGCUCUGGGGCUCUGCACCCCAACGCGGUGUAGCGUAGCAGAAAGGGAGCCUGGAGUUUCUGGAAAUGGAUUUCCAGCCUCACCUCAUCUGCCUGCAGGUGACUGAGCUCAGUGGCCAGUGACUCCAAGUCAGUAGCUGCAGCAAAGUUAGCCUUGAGGGUUCCAGGUGCCCUUUUGGGGUCCACCAGUGCCUGGGGCUGCUCCUGCUGCAUACUAAGCCACACUAUGGGUCACACAGUGCCAUCCCACCCCAGGUACCCAGGUCAGGGCAGGACCCACCUGCAAGUGACAAGCAGCUUCUCAUGCCUACAGCUUAGAUCUGCCAGGCGCUUGCGGUAGGACCGAGCAGCCUGUGCCAGCUGUUGCUCACGGCUGUGGUGUGCUGCCUGGAUGUUCUCCAGAGUGGUCUCCAGGAACUUCUGAAGGGCUGCUUGGCCUGCACCAUUGGCAUAUUUCUGGAGGAGCUGCUCCCAGCCUCCCAGCAGCUGUGAGGUGCACAAGGGCUGGAUGCAAGAGCCCCCCGUUCCCAGAUCCCUGUAUGGCCCCCAUCAUAACCACAGGUUGGGAGAACCCCAGGCGGUCCCCCGAGGUAGGUGGCUGCCCGCUCAGAUUGCUUCUGGCUUCAACCGCUCAGGCUCAGGGGUCAGCAUGCCCUUGAACUAGAGGCCAGGGACUGCUGAGGAGUAGGCACACAGGUUCCAUCUCACUGUGCCCUGUGGAGGGUCCCACCCGCCCAGCCAGCUCAACUCUGUUCAUGGUAACCUGGAGCCUGUGGUGAUCAGUGUAUCCAGGUGCCUUGGCUUCCCGAGUGAACUCUUGUGCCAGUGCCUGGUGGUGAGCUGGGUUGGCCUCCACUGGGGCUGUGCGCCCUGGCCCAGCACGACCUCCAUGCAGCUCCAGCUCUAGUACCCGGCUCUCUAGGUGAAGGACCUGUGGGCAACUCUGGUGAACAGGUACACCUGUCUAUGGGGCCACCUGAAACAGGUAAAUAUUAUCUGGGCACACCGAGGGACAGAGCACACGUGCUUGCUUGUGUGUGCACCCUAUGCACCUGGACUCCUGUAGCACUUGCCCUAGUAUAUAUCCUGUGCGCUCAGGCUUACACCUGUGGGCUCUCACAGCUGCUCACCUCCUUCUUCAGCUCGAAAACUUCAGCUUCGUGCUGCUCCUGCAGGCGAUGGGUUGUGAUCUGGAGGUCAACCAGCUCCUUGGAGAUCUGUGUGUAGCCAGGAUUGGUGGCCCUGGCUGGAGCACCCUCAGGGAGCAGGGAGCAGGGCUUUGCUGGCAGCCAGUCCUUGACGUGUGGUUCAACCUGGGGAGGCACCACCACACUGCCCAGAGGGUGUCCCAGGUCUGAGCCGUGGAACCCACUCUCACAAGAGUCUCCAGCCCUGCCAAGCUGAGGCAACCCUUUCUUUGGCCAGAAUCAGACCCAGGAAUCAGGGACCUGCACCCUUCCCUUCCUGGACUCUGGGAAAGGAAGGACCCCUGACCCUAGGGUGGCAGAAGAGUCCCGGGGAGACUCACAUUCUCUGUGGCCUGAGGGAGGGCCCCUGGCCUGUGGCCUUGAGCUGCUAUACCCUCCAUAUAGAGCAGGAACUCAGGCCUCUUGCAAACCUAGUGCUUUGCCCCUGCCCUGGCCUGUCCUGCCUGGUGGUUGUUGCUCCACACUGUGCAGCGUUACCAAGGCCUUUGUUGUUUUUAUGGACUCCAAGGCCCGCCCAUAGGGCCAGGCAGUUUAGUAGUGGGCAGGUUGGGGGAACUCUCAUCUCUUGCCAAAUAUGGUGCCCCUCCUUCCUGGAUACAUUUGCUCACCUGGGAAAUGCAAAUAAAACCAGGGUGCUGAGCUAAAGAUGCUGCUGUUAGUGUUUUCCUAUGCCAGCUGCCCUGUCUUAUGUGGACUGGAUUCACACAGUCAUUAGACGCCUUGUGUGCACCUCCUGGUGCUGGUUGAACCUGGGAUAGUCAGGUAAACAAGGUGUACAGCCCUCCCCAACUCAGCCUGAAAGAAGGGGUGCAGAUGUCCCAGCCAGAGGACUGGGUCCCCUGGAAAGCCUGGUUCAGCCCGGGUGCCCUGAAGGCUUCCCGGAAAAACUGACCAGAGUCCCGGCGCCUGGUAGAAACGUGCGCUCCGCGUCUCAUCAGGCGCGCGCUCCCUUUGGCGCAGGCGCGGUCCGUCAGGCGCAUGUUCCGAUCCGCUGCACGCAGAGGCGAGGUGGGCAUGGGCAGUGGACUGUACAGCCCUGCUCUCCGUUCGGGCUCCGUGGCCUGAGGCUCCGCCUCUACCCCUCAGUCUGUCCCAUGCCUUCUAGGCUGUCCUUGCAGGUGCAAGGGAGGGGAGGGCGAGAAUAGGCUCGCCCGAGUCUAAGGUCCUCCCGCAGCGGCGGGGAGGGGCCUGCGGAAGAGGCGUGGCUUGUUGGCACUGAGGGUGUGGCCUGGAGAGAAACUGCGCGGUGCGGUUUGAGGGCGUGGCUCACAGGGAGGCAGUGUUGCUUUGAAGCGAGAGGUCUGUAGUAGGGGAGUGACCUACCGGGCCUAGGUACAGACCCUGGGGGAAAAAAAAAAGGCGAAGGCACAGGGCAGUCUGGGGAAGCGGCUCACUGUGGCAGGGGCCGGGCUGCGUGAACCUGGAGUGAAUUUCAGGCGAGCCGUCCGGUUAGUUCCUGGAGCAGGGCUGUGCUUUCACCCUGGGUGUGCGCGCGCAUGUGUGCUGGUUGGGCCUCGCACAGCCCAGAAGUACUCCUCAGUAGGCUGGGGGCCUCUUUUGGAGGAGGAACGGGCAGCUGAGUUGUGCGACCAUGAAGGUCAAGGUCAUCCCUGUGCUUGAGGACAACUACAUGUACCUGGUCAUCGAGGAGCACCUCGGGAGGCUGUGGCAGUGGAUGUGGCCGUGGCCAAGAGGGGACCAUGCCCGUGGAAGUGAGGAGCUGACCAGGUGCAGCCAGGGCUGGUGGCGAUGGGCGCAGAUGAGCGCAUCCCUGCACUGACUCGAAAGCGGGCACACGGCGAGGACCUGCGGAAGGUAUUCUGUGGUCACGAGCAUACACUAAGCAACCUUGAGUUUGCACAUAAAGUGGAACCCUGCAGCGACCAUGUGUGAGCCAAGCUGUCCUGGGCCCAGAGAAGGGAUGAGGAUGACAUGCCCACUGUACCCUCAACCUUGGGAGAGGAGUUCCUUUACAGUCCCUUCCUGAGGGUAGGAGAGGAGCCGGUGCAGGAGUUCACAGGCCGCACAGCACCUGCUGAGGUCCUGCCGGUGCUCUGUGGGGAGCGAGCAGCCUUCCAGCGUGCUGCUGAGCCACUGCAACCUCAGGCGCGGGCUCUCCUUGCACUGCAGUGGGGGCUCCUAGGUGAACCUGGGCAGAAAUGAGCCGCAAAGGGAGCCUGCUUGCCUCGUGCCACUCUGGUGGACUGGACCCACUUAAGGAUGGCUUCUCGAACACGCCUAAAGUCCUGCCCAGCCGGCCGCCCAGUCUGGGAGGAGCAGCAAGGGGUGCCCUCCAUCUGUCGUUUAUGGGGGUACAGGCAAGAUCUCUGUGGGGCUUCAUGGGCCUGAGAAGGAGUUACCCGGGACUUUGAACCCUGAAUAAAGCUCCGAAAGGCCUUCCUCGGGGCUGCAGAUACUCCGAAAAGCCAGCUGUCUCCACAGUUGUUGGGCGCGCCCCUUUAUUAAAGGUGAAGCUUGGUAGGACACAGGCCUGGGGACCCAGCAUUGAGGUACCGCGCUUACCCCAGACA
Fukomys damarensis (Damara mole-rat) is the source of this 5683-nucleotide messenger RNA. It is a transcript of the gene Antkmt, whose product is annotated as adenine nucleotide translocase lysine methyltransferase. Gene Ontology annotation, molecular function: protein-lysine N-methyltransferase activity. The record is from RefSeq and is a predicted model, not a curated record. Gene Ontology annotation, cellular component: mitochondrion. Lineage: Eukaryota; Metazoa; Chordata; Mammalia; Rodentia; Bathyergidae. The coding region runs from base 1 to 570 and encodes 189 amino acids. The transcript is spliced from 11 exons. Gene Ontology annotation, biological process: positive regulation of proton-transporting ATP synthase activity, rotational mechanism; regulation of mitochondrial ATP synthesis coupled proton transport; peptidyl-lysine trimethylation.